AUGACGAGGUGUUUCUUGUGCUUGAGAGCGAAGGGAACCCUCAGCAAUGCUAGCCUUUACACUCUGUUACCUGUAUCUAAUGGUUUGUGGCUUUACAUCAGUAUGAAUUUUGUCUUAGGUUUAACCAGUACCCAACAUGCCAUGGAUUCAAUCUUUGUCGUGGUCGACCAAUUUUCUAAGAUGGCCAAUUUUGUAGCUUGCAGAAAGACCAUGGAUGCCACCCGGAUUGCUCAUCUUUAUUUGAAGGAGAUUACUUGCCUACAUGGUGUUCCUCGAUCUAUCACCUCAGACCAAGAUAUAAAGUUUAUGAGUAAUUUCUUGAAGAGUUUGUGGGAAAGCACGGAAGAAAGCUAUGGCAACGAACCUUCGGAGAGUACACGACCAACUCAAAAAGCAAUUCAAGCGAGCAAUGCAAAAUACAAGGUUUGCGAGGUUUGUGCUGACAAUUCUCGCCACCAGGUACUAUUUGAUGUCGAAGAUUUUGUUUGGGCUGUGGUAACCCGUGUUUGUAUUCCUGUUGGUGAGUACAACAAGUUAAAGGAUAGGAAGAUUGGACCUUGUGAAGUUCUCCAAAAGAUCAAUGACAAUGCAUAUAGACUACAUCUUCCUAGUCAUAUGAGGACUUCGGAUAUGUUCAACAUCAAACACCGCAGCCCAUGCUUUGUCAACGAUGGCAUGAACUCGAGGGCGAGUUCUGUCUAA
Molecule: messenger RNA, 702 nt
Organism: Juglans microcarpa x Juglans regia
Lineage: Eukaryota; Viridiplantae; Streptophyta; Magnoliopsida; Fagales; Juglandaceae
Exons: 2
Coding region: 1-702 (233 amino acids)
Molecular function (GO): nucleic acid binding
Source: RefSeq, a predicted model, not a curated record